Molecule: messenger RNA, 1453 nt
Organism: Cylicocyclus nassatus
Lineage: Eukaryota; Metazoa; Nematoda; Chromadorea; Rhabditida; Strongylidae
Source: the annotation of a GenBank genome assembly
AUGCGGAAUCAACCUAUCAAUUCAUCUUCGGUGAACACGUUCGAUGAUAUCUCUGGCUGCUCCUCGAUAAUGUGGAAUGGGUCACUCAUACUAGCAGUGAUUACGACCUGUCAUGUAUUCGGGGCUAUCGCUGUUGUCGGGGUUGAACCAACUAUAAGCUUCUUCGAUGGCAAUGAUUAUAUGAACCAGUGCAAGACAAGGUUGGAGCGUCGGAUCACCGGUCUCUCUGGCGUAAUCUACUCGCAUUCGCUCUACGGCAGAGUUCCCUACAAUGCGAGCAGGAAUUGCUUUGUGAUGCUCAUAGCCCCUAUCGGUUACCGCAUUAGGUUGAGAGUUCUGGAAUUUGACGUGAAUGGCCAAAGUUCAAACUGCGAGAAGGACACACUGCAUGUCUUCGAUCACGAGACCGUGAUUGAUCCCAGUUCUCCCCAUUUCCAAAACAGCGAUUCCAUCACUCCAGGACCUAUAAUAGGCCAAUUCUGCGGUAAGCGAACAAAUGCUAGCGAACUGAGCUUAAGCACUCUGAAUGCGCUCACACUCUGGUGGCACACUGAUCCUCUGCUCGCACAACAACAUCCAGCAAAAGGAUUCCGGCUUCAGUGGAACGCCUUCCGAGUUACAGCCAAUGUUCCAUGCUCCCCUUCUCGGGAGUUCGCGUGCGGAGGAAAUGAGUGCAUCCCAAUUCAACUGGCCUGCGAUCGCUUUGCGGAUUGUCGCGAUGAAUCAGACGUCAUCUAUACGAGACAGUUCGCAGCUAACUGUGAAAACAUUGAUCCGCUUGCGUCUGUCUCUGGCUUCCUUGUGCUGCUGCUAUCAGGAGGUGUUGUUCUCCUGCUCGGAUGUAUCUGCAUAUCAUUCUGCAUCUGCUGCCGAUGUCUCAAAACUAUUCAUCCACAAUAUAAAGGAGAAUCCAUAGAAUGCGGUGGAGGAGCGUCACCUCCCGAGCCCCCACAGUUCUAUCCGCCGUCUCCACCAAAAAUUCCGUUACCAGCAACCUCGACUGCUUUUACUCCGAGAAAAAUUCCGCAAGGAGACAACUCGAGCACAGUACAGGACGGAUUUCGUUCUAGUCGAACACCGAAUGAGUACGGUAGCCCAAUGGACAUAAAUCAGCAUGACUACACAUACGUCAGAAAUGAUGUGCAUCGCAAUUUAUUAUGACAUUAGAGUGUUCAUUUUCUACUGAAGCCUAACUAGUUUAUUUUUAUAUCAAUUCUGCCAAAAAUCUACUUGUAAUCAAGCUUUCUCUAGCUCUCCGGUGUUAGUGACAGCUGUAUGAUUCGCAUUCUGUAAGAUUGUAAUUGUCGCUCAUGCUAUGGAAGGGUAGGCUCACAUUUUGUCGACCAUACUAUUCGAAGUUGAUCUCAUUGCCAUCAUAUGCAUUGUACAUUUCCGUAAUUCGAUGUAGGAAGCGUUAAUUUCUUUCACGGGUGAAUUGAAUAAAUGUUUGCAG